AUGGCAACACACGCACUUGAUGUUAGCCGAGUUAAAGAGUUACUUAGUCAAGCUAGAGUGCUUGCGUGUGUGUGUGGUCCAAGCAAAAUAGCCGAAGGAUUAGAAUUAGAUCAUGUCGAUGCUUCGUGUUGUUCUGGUUUAGGUGCAAAAAGUCCAACUCCUUGCCUCCACGUGGCGGGGUUGAGUAAGGAAGAGGUUUUGGCUUUGCUAACAGGAGAAGGCGAGAGGCAAAUAACCAGAGCCUUAAAACUGCUUUUCGGUAUCUUAGCAGCCUGCCGCGGUUGUCUGGACAUCCUUCUUGGUGGUAAAAAUUUAAAAAUUGUCAAAAGAAAUACCUUCGACCUUGCUUCAUGGAAUGUACGUACAUUGCUGAACGAGGGAAGUCGACAUGAACGUCGUACUGCAAUUGUGGCUCGUGAGCUCGCCCGCCUAGGCAUCGACAUUGCCGCACUUAGCGAAAUAGGGUUCUCAGUGUCAACUCGGUUCGAGAAGAAGGGUACCGGUGAAUAUUUGAUAGGAGAGGCACGUGAAGUUGCAAUGGAGGCAGAACAAAAGGUCGAUCAGAUGAUUAAAUAA
This is a messenger RNA of Helobdella robusta, 576 nucleotides long. RefSeq lists its product as hypothetical. Lineage: Eukaryota; Metazoa; Annelida; Clitellata; Rhynchobdellida; Glossiphoniidae. The record is from RefSeq and is a predicted model, not a curated record. Bases 1 to 576 code for a protein of 191 amino acids. The transcript is spliced from 5 exons.